AUGGCCAAUGUGUAUAACAGUCAACUCGACGCGUUCGAACUCUACCACCAAGUUCAAGAGAAGAACAGCCAAUCGCGGACUUCGGUAGGAAAAGCUUCCGUCCUCGAGGCUCUUGGACAUGGCAUUGCUGGAUCCGCGGGGUCAGCGAUUUCAGUCGCUGUUCUCUAUCCAAUCGACUUGAUCAUCACCCGACUUCAAAUUCAACGCCAAUUACGACAAGACCAGUCGCAGCCUACAGACGACGAGUACAAAAGUUUUGCCGACGCGGUUGAGAAGAUCUACAAAAAUGAGGGUGGUAUCGCUGGACUAUACACGGGAUUCUUGCAAGCCACUGGCAAGACAAUCGCCGACUCUUUCAUCUUCUUCCUCACCUACAGCUUCCUACGUGACAGGAGACUGGCCGCACUGGGGAGAGCUAAGUCACUACCUGCCAUUGAAGAGUUGGGUGUCGGAUUUGUCGCUGGCAGCUUGACCAAGCUUGCCACGGCGCCCAUCGCAAACAUUGUUACGAGGAAACAGGCGGCUGCUUUGCUCGCGGCUAGGGACCCGGAUAGUGAGCCGUUUCAAGUCCCAGGUGCUCGGCAGAUUGCCAGGGAGAUCUAUGCUGAAAAGGGCCUGGCUGGCUUCUGGUCAGGAUACUCGGCUUCUCUGGUCCUGACACUCAACCCCUCCAUCACUUUUGGUCUCUUCGAAACCCUUAAAAAGGUGGUCCUGCCGCACCAUAGGAGAGCCCACCCACCGCCAUCAUUGACUUUCCUGUUAUCCGCAUUCAGCAAAGCAUGCGCCAGCUCAGUCACAUACCCUUUCAGUCUAGCCAAAACACGCCUCCAGGCCGGAUCGAAGAGAGAACAGCGCGAUGAAGAGAAGGUGGUUGAUGAAGACAUUGAAAGCGAAAGAGCUAGGAAAGCGACGCGGUCUACAAUCUUCAGUACGCUCCUGACCAUCGCUCAGACCGAGGGAGUGAGCGCUCUGUACGAAGGAUUGUAUGUUGAGAUCUUGCGAUCAUUCUUCAGUCAUGGGAUCACUAUGCUGGUUAAGCAAAUCAUCCAACGGCUCCUGGUCCGCGCAUAUUAUAUCUCCUCGAUAAUUCUUGGACGAUACAAGCGCAAGACGAGUUCGAAAAGGCUGGCACAACGAGCAAAGGCUAGCGUGGAAUAUUACAACCUCGCGAUGGCUCGUGCGAGCGAGAAACUCGACGAGGCCACUCAUGCUGUCAAAGAGAAGGCCAACGAGACGGCCGAGUUCGUGGGCGAGUAUGUUGAAGAGGAAGCAGGCGAAUGGCGCGAGCUCUACGGGCCAACGGGACUUGCUAAGUGGCUUGAUGGUGAACGUCAUUAG
Capronia epimyces CBS 606.96 is the source of this 1338-nucleotide messenger RNA. RefSeq lists its product as uncharacterized. The record is from RefSeq and is a predicted model, not a curated record. NCBI's taxonomy places the organism in Eukaryota, Fungi, Ascomycota, Eurotiomycetes, Chaetothyriales, Herpotrichiellaceae. The transcript has 2 exons. The coding region runs from base 1 to 1338 and encodes 445 amino acids.